Funneliformis caledonium is the source of this 1488-nucleotide messenger RNA. The record is from the annotation of a GenBank genome assembly. NCBI's taxonomy places the organism in Eukaryota, Fungi, Glomeromycota, Glomeromycetes, Glomerales, Glomeraceae.
AUGUCAUUUUUAACGAAAGAACAACUUGAUAAAUAUGUUAGAGAUUUAGCUUUAAAGAACCCUAAACCGACGUCUUCAAAUACGCCAAGGAGUCCAUUAUUCAAAUUACCUCAAAAUAGUCCAAGUCCAUCAACAAAUAGCUCAACAAUAUCGGGAGAAAGGAAGGCUGGUGCACUUCAAGGACCACGAUCUCCCCCUGUUUCUCAACGAAAUAGUUUAACCGCUACUAUUUCACCUAGAACACCCGUUGUUAAUAAUAAUUACGAAAAUUCUUCAACAAAUUCAAAUGAAACUACAAUUACGUCUAUUCCUGAAUCGACGAAGCCAGACUCAGUUUUUAAUAAUUCUUCAACUAUAACUUCAGAUUUCUCUAUUUCAAAUGAUGAUAAAGAAAAAAAAAAGUCUACUUAUAAAAAUAUCGAUGAGAUAGUAAAUGAUCUUUCUUAUCCUAUGGAGACCAAAUUAUCAUUUAAACCUACUACACCACCUCCUCAAUCAUCAUUUAAAUCUACUACACCACCUCCUCAAUCAUCAUUUAAAUCUACUACACCACCUCCUCAAUCAUCAUUUAAACCUACUACAUCACCUCCUCAAUCAUCAUUUAAACCUACUACAUCACCUCCUCAAUCAAAAUGCAACAAUAGUACGCCACCUACAAAGGGACCAGAUGAUCCAACAAAGGGUAGUUAUGUUUUAUCUGCUGCAUUUAAAUCAUAUGGAGCAGCAUCUAGGACGCCAAGCGUAAAGAAAUCGGCUACGCCAACUUCACCAAAACAAGAACAGCGCGAAAUAGCAUCAAAUAAAAAACAACGUGAUUCCACAAUACAAGAAUUACAAAAUCGUUCGGGUACUAAUUGGGGUGCUCGUUAUGAUGAAGCUCAACAAAAAUAUCCUCCUCUUGAUAAAUUAGAUAAUAAACUUACUACACCACCAUCUUCUACUUCAAAAAAGCAAGGUGACAAUAAGAAUAAUGAAUCUGUAGAAGGAAGUCAUCAACAAAACUUAAAACCUUUAACAUCUAACAAUAAACCAAAUUCACUUGAUUGCGCUGCUUGUGGUAAUUUAAUAUCGGGUAACAUGUUAACUGCUAUGGGUAAAAAAUGGCAUCCCGGUCAUUUUGCUUGUAAACAAUGUGGUAUCUCUUUGGAACAUGUCGCUUUCUUUGAAAGGGAUGGUAAUCCUUAUUGUCAUUUGGAUUAUCAUGAGCUAUUUAGCCCUAAAUGCGGACAUUGUGACACGCCUAUUGAAGGAAAAUCUAUUUCUGCUCUUGGAAAAUCGUGGCAUCCAGGACAUUUCUUUUGUAGAGAAUGUGGUAAUCCUUUUGAAGGUGGUUUCAUGGUUCAUGAAGGUUUUCCAUAUUGUGAAAAGGAUUGGACAAAAUUAUUUGCUCCAAAGUGCUUAGGAUGUAAAGAACCUAUUAGAGGAGAAUUUAUUAAUGCUUUAGAAGGAAUGUGGCAUAGAAAUUGUUUUGCUUGCAUGGUUGGUUAA